AGGUGUCAAGGAACCGCGGGACCCCCGGCGAGCCAGUGAGGAACCGAGCUUCCCAGGCAGCCUGGCUGCAAGGUGGUGCUCUCAGUCAUGGAAUAUAAGCUGCCACGUGAAUGAGCCCAGGCAAAGCUGUGGGGGAACGAGACACCACGUAGAGCAGAGCCGUCCCAGACGAGGCCAUUCUAGAUGAGCCAACUAUCAGUCCACCCUCGCUGUCUGAGCACACGUGAUGGAGCCCAGCCAAGCUCAAGUUUCCGCCCAUGUGACUUCAGCGUGAGUUACCAGAAACCACAAGAGAAAGAGCCGUGAGAGAGCCCCAGAGCAAACGACAUGUCCCUGUGGGGAGCAGUGCCUCUGCACCCCAGAGCGAGGAGGACGCAGGGGUCACAGGUGGCUGCAGAGCCGGCAGAGGAGGGACCUCUUGAGGAGCUUGGCUGUGGGGCUGCUGGCCUGGGAAUCGUCAGGCAAGGAGGCCAGCUGGUGACAAGAGAGCCCAGAGGCCCCUGGGGCUGCGUGGAGAGCCCGGAAGACUGCAGUCAUGCCUCACAGCUCCGACAGCAGCGACUCCAGCUUCAGCCGCUCUCCGCCCCCAGGCAAACAGGACUCAUCUGACGACGUGAGAAAGGUUCAGAGGCGGGAGAAAAACCGCAUCGCUGCCCAGAAGAGCCGACAGAGGCAGACGCAGAAAGCCGACACCCUGCACUUGGAGAGUGAAGACCUGGAGAAACAGAACGCGGCUCUGCGCAAGGAGAUCAAGCAGCUCACAGAGGAGAUGAAGUACUUCACGUCGGUGCUCAGCAGCCACGAGCCCCUGUGCUCCGUGCUGGCCACCAGUGCGCCCUCGCCGCCCGAGGUGGUGUACAGCGCCCACGCCUUCCACCAGCCUCAUGUCAGCUCCCCGCGCUUCCAGCCCUGAGCUUUGCCAGAGGUGGGGGAGAGCACGGCCACCCCCAGCAGUCCCCAGCUGCUCCAGCAGGCCUCCGGAGGGGCACAUGGACUGUGGCCAGGUGGCCCUCGCCCCUCAGAGCCCUCUGUCUUCCUGGAGAGGCCAAGACAGAGGCCUGGACAAAGACUGAGCAUAGGACCGGGGCAGCUGGAAGUGGGUGAGGCCCCCCAGCAGGGUGGCAGCCCAUCUGCACGGGCUGGACCCCACGAGGGUGGGGGCUGGACCACAUGGACAGAGGCCCAGCCCACAGUUGUCUCAGCCAUAGCACCAUAGUGCAGGGAAGUAUUAUUUUUCUAAAUAAAUAUAUCAAAAGAAA
Messenger RNA from Artibeus jamaicensis (Jamaican fruit-eating bat), 1259 nucleotides. RefSeq names its product basic leucine zipper ATF-like transcription factor (gene BATF). The coding region runs from base 536 to 913 and encodes 125 amino acids. Gene Ontology annotation, cellular component: nucleus. Gene Ontology annotation, molecular function: DNA-binding transcription factor activity, RNA polymerase II-specific; RNA polymerase II cis-regulatory region sequence-specific DNA binding. The record is from RefSeq and is a predicted model, not a curated record. The transcript is spliced from 5 exons. NCBI's taxonomy places the organism in Eukaryota, Metazoa, Chordata, Mammalia, Chiroptera, Phyllostomidae. Gene Ontology annotation, biological process: regulation of transcription by RNA polymerase II.